Molecule: messenger RNA, 3662 nt
Organism: Ceutorhynchus assimilis (cabbage seed weevil)
Lineage: Eukaryota; Metazoa; Arthropoda; Insecta; Coleoptera; Curculionidae
Source: the annotation of a GenBank genome assembly
CCGGGUUUUGUUGAAGGUUGUUUUUGGUUUUGGUAAUAAACAAUGGCAUUUUCUUCUAUUACCCGGAAAAAUUAGUUUUUCUUCACUGAAAAUGUUCAAUUUGUAAGCCCCGUAUAGUGUUAUUGUUAAUUCAGUGUAUUGGUAUAUUAGCGCAAUGAAUGUCUUCAACUCGAUGCCAGGCAUGGCGGAAAUGGGCAUGGUCUGGAUGGGUUCCCAACAAGUAACAGGCGAAGCCCCUAUUGGCCUGAUCCCCCCUGACGCUAGCGAAAUGCUUUUGGACCACGAAAACAUGUACUACACCCCUUCACGUCACAGCAUGUCCAGCCAAUCAAUAGACGACAUGCAUAGCACCAUGCAAAGCUCCCAAAUGGAUACUGGAGAAAGCUAUGACAUGAUGCACUUUAUUGAUAUGAAAAACGAAAGUAACGAUUCGUAUUUGGACGAUGAUAAUUCGCAACCUGUUUAUAUGAUUACUGCGUCUACUCAAACUUUGCCUGGACCUACAAGGAAAAUCAAGCCAAUAAAACAUCCUGGAUUGGUUUUAAAAACUCCAAUAGCCUAUCAAGGCAAUACAGAUCCUUCAGUUAUUCCAAUACAAAAAGAUGGCAUUGCAGUUUGCGAAAAGUGCGGUGCAAUUGGAGUAAAGCACGCAUUUUACACUAGAGAACGGCGUUUUUGUUCAAUGGCCUGUGCUAGAGGCUAUAGCGGUUUAAUUCCAGAACCUUUGCCUCAAUCCAACCAAGACAUCACAGACACAAAACAGCAUUACGCCAGAUAUAGAUUUGCAAUGAAAUUCGAAGAGGAUUUUUCCGAUAGCUACAUUGACCCGAGGUUGCCUCAACUAGAAAAGCUCCCACAAAUCGACGAUACAAUACCUUUGGUCAAAAGAAAACCCUCGCAAUUGGUCAACUCGUUUAGCUGGGACGAAUUGGUUAAUGACAGGUAUUUUGUAGCUGCUCCUGUGACUUGUUUCAAGCAUGCUCCAAUGGCUGAUAUAUGGGAAAAUAUUAUGGUAGGGAUGAAGGUUGAAGUGGAAAAUACAGAUUGCGAUAACGUUUCUGAUGCUUUUCCUGAUUCGUUUUGGGUGGCUACUGUGAUGAGGAUUGUGGGGUAUAAGGCGCAGUUGAGAUACGAAGGUUUUGGAGCUAAUGGGACUAAGGAUUUCUGGGUUAGCCUUUGUUCGAAUCAGGUCCAUCCGGUUGGUUGGUGCGCAACCAGAGGCAAACCGCUAAUCCCCCCAAAAACCAUUGAAGACAAAUACAGCGACUGGAAAGAUUUCCUCAGAAAACGUCUUACCGGCGCUCGAACUUUACCCUCGAACUACAGCAACAAGGCCAGCGAAAGCUUAAAAUCCCGUUUCGAAGUGGGCCUGAAUUUGGAAGUGGUAGACAAAAACGGAAUUUCCCAAGUCAGAUUGGCCGUAAUUCAUAAAAUAAUAGGCAAAAGGCUAAAUGUUAAGUAUUUUGAUGAUUUGGCUAGUGGGGCAGGGUUUUGGUGUCACGAAGACUCGCCCUUGUUGCACCCAGUAGGGUGGGCUAGAAAAGUAGGCCAACACUUAGAGGCUCCAAUAAGCUACAUUGAAAGAAUCUCGCAAGGGAUUUUCCUUGAAGAAGACGCAACCGAAGAUUUAUUUGUCCCAAUGCAAGUUGGCUCUUUAGAUUACAAUAACUCGGGUUUUAGAGUUGGCAUGAAACUAGAAGCAAUUGAUCCAUUGAAUUUAUCCUCAAUUUCUGUUGCUACUGUAAUGGAAGUUUUAAACUAUGGUUUUAUAAUGGUCAGGAUUGAUUCAUACGAGUCUGAUGUGGCUGGUGAGGAUUGGUUUUGCUACCACGUCAAAUCCCCAUGUAUUUUUCCUGUGGGCUUUUGCGAGAGGCACAAUGUACCUUUAAAACCUCCAAAAGACUAUCCAGAGGACAGUUUCGAUUGGGAUUUGUACCUUAGUCAAACAGGGACAAUACCUGCAGAUCCUUCUUUGUUCAAUACAUAUGUGCCUUUGCACGGAUUUGUGCCCGGCAUGAAAAUCGAAGCAGCUGAUUUGAUGGAUCCCAGGAUGGUUUGUGUUGCGACAAUUGGAAAAGUUGUUGGACGAAUAUUGCAGGUUAAGUUUGACGGUUGGAAGGCGGAAUAUGACCAGUGGUUGGAUUGUGAAAGUUGCGACAUUUAUCCAGUGGGUUGGUGUCAGAGUGUUGGGCAUAAGUUAGAAGCGCCCGGAGAGGAAGUGGAUGUUGGUCAGCCGAAGCAAACGAAAGUUAAAAAGAAGACCCGCAAGAAGAAAAUCAAAGAAAACUCAAAAAACAGUUCUUUCGACGGCUCAUCAUCAGCAUCACAUUCAAUCAAAAACAUCAAGAACGAAACUCCAGAAGUCGAGCCUCAAGAAGAAAUCCACGAAGACGAUCAUCACAGCGCUUGUUUGGACAUCAAAAGCGAAAUAAGCGAGGAACCUGAACCUUUAGACCAAACUCCACCUAGUAAUAGUGAACCAUUAGAAAGUGAACCAAUAGAAAGUGAACCAUUUCCAAUAAUUGCUUCCACUAGCACCAGUCCAAAAGUAAUUCCCAGACUAGUGGACAAUGGCAUAUUGACGAUAGAUGACUCAAGUAGACUUUGUCCUUUAGAGUGGAACAUGUUUGAUGUUGGACAAUUUUUACGAGUCAACGAUUGCGCUAAUUAUUGUGAUGCUUUUAGCAAACAAAAAAUUACAGGCAAAAUGCUUCUUAAUCUGAAAAAAGAAGACAUUUUGGAAUACACCUGUGGCAAAGUGGGCCCCAGUCUGAAAAUCUUCGACCUCAUACAGCAGCUGAAGAGUAAAGCGAAACCGCGCCACAUGAGUUUGAUCAAAAAGGUUUUAUAGUGCCUUUUUUAUCAUAGGUAAUAAAUUACAAUACUGGCCUUAGAGUAAAAAUACGCUUUAGGAUUUCAUUGUGGGACAUUUUGGGCAGGGAGCAUCAAUACUUUUUUAAUUUAUUUAAAUCAUUUUUUAAUAAAUGUCCCUUCGGUCAUGUAAAUAAAAUAGCGCCAAUAUCAAAUUUCACAUAUAGGAAUUAAUAAUAGUAUUUUUAGGAUUUUUUUAAAGAGAUUUUACAUACUUAUUGGUAUUAUUUUUUUAGUUUAAUGCUGAGUUAUUGGACAUUUGAAUUGUAUUCUCUAUCCACUAACUCAAUAGGUCUUUUUCUGCAGAAAUCACAAACCAAACAGAAAAACGGUUUCUAAUUUCUGCAGAAACAGACCUAUUUGUUUCAGAGGUAAGUAAUUAUUUAUUUGGAUUUUUGUCUUUCUUUCUAGUGAUAUUAAGAAGUAGUCUUUGGCUUAGAUUUGAGUUUUCUCACCUUUGUAUUUGUUUUUCCUUUCUAUCAAAAUAAACAAUAUUAUAAUAAUACAAUAAUUUAUUAAUAAAUAAUUCCCCUCUACACAAAUCUAGAAGCUAUGCCUAAAAGUUUGGUAUAAUCGGCUCCUUUGGAUUGUGUUUUUUCCUUCAAAAUGGUGCGUAAUAUUGUAGGUAUAGGCACAUGUAUCCGGGUACCUAAAGGAGUACCAUUGUCGUCGAUCAGUACUAUGUUGUUGCUGUCAAAUUUCGGUACUUUGGCUUUUUGGUUUUGUUUCAGGCCCACUAGAAUCGCUUUUUUCUUUUCACCUUUUAUUGCUACCAGGACUUUGUCACCUGG